AUGCUCAUUCUCCUUCUCGCUCUCGUCAACCUCGCCUUCGCCCUCGCCUCCAACCUUUUGUGCCGCCCUCUCGAGAAGCUCUGGGAUCAGACUGUAGAUGGCCAGUGCGUCGACGGGGAGACCGAGUUGGCGACGGCUUACUUCCAAGGAGGCUUCGCCGUAUUUGCGUUUCUCUUCCUCUGCAUCUUUCCCGUCAUGGUCGCCCGAGACCUCGUUCUCGUCAAGAGCAUUCGUGCUGCCAUCUUCUCCAUCAUCAGGACCUACCAAGUCUCUGUGAUUGGCGCCCGCGGCUCUUUCAGCGGCAACGUGCUCCUUGCCACCAUCUUUGAUGUUCUCACGCAGAACCUUGCCAUAACCGCCGCCAACGUCAUCCCCCUCGGCACGAUGCUUAGCUCGCCCAACGUCCGCGACCUCUCCAACCUCGUCUCCGUGUCUUCCAACCGGCUCGACGACCUCUCGCAGCGCUCCUCGGAGCUGCAAACCCCUCCCCACUCCGCCAAGUCCACCAUCUUCAUCAUCGAGGGCCCCCGCGACGACGAGUACUAUUACAGCAAUGGCGAUAUCCCUCCCCACCCCCGGCUGCGGCCCACGGUCAUGAUCUAG
This is a messenger RNA of Parascedosporium putredinis, 603 nucleotides long. The record is from the annotation of a GenBank genome assembly. NCBI's taxonomy places the organism in Eukaryota, Fungi, Ascomycota, Sordariomycetes, Microascales, Microascaceae.